Molecule: messenger RNA, 1651 nt
Organism: Leptinotarsa decemlineata (Colorado potato beetle)
Lineage: Eukaryota; Metazoa; Arthropoda; Insecta; Coleoptera; Chrysomelidae
Gene: pippin
Product: solute carrier family member pippin
Biological process (GO): transmembrane transport
Cellular component (GO): membrane
Molecular function (GO): transmembrane transporter activity
Source: RefSeq, a predicted model, not a curated record
UGUGGUUCGAAUCUCGGGAGGUGAUAUCAGUGAAAUCAAUUGAUGAAAGUUCUUAAUAUGUGUACUGACAAGAAUGAACGCGGUUCGGAAGUCAACGAUUGUUUGAAAAUUCCCAACAAUAAUGAGGCCCAAUACAAGAUUCUACAACAGUAUAAUAAAGAUGAAAAGAAAAAGGAAAACAGAAGAAGAAUUUUGGCACAAAGUUUCGUGACAAGUGCAGUCAUGCUCAGUUCGGCCAGCUGCGGCAUGCCAGUUGGAUAUUCCGCCAUUCUCCUGCCGCAACUGAAAUUUAUUAAUGGUUCUAUGCAAAUUGAUGAUGAAAUAGGAUCCUGGAUCGCGAGCAUCCACUCUGCUGCUACUCCUUUGGGCUCUCUACUCAGUGGGGUGCUAAUGGAACGUUGCGGUAGAAAACUGGCUCUUCAGAUAGCCUCAAUGCCCCUCAUUCUCGGCUGGAUUCUGAUAGCUUUUACCCCGAAUCACGGCCUUUUGCUACUCGGGAGACUUAUAGCAGGAUUUUCAGCAGGAUUGUCAGCUGCUGCUGGUCAAGUUUUGAUAGGAGAAACUACCGAACCUCAUCUUAGAGGAAUGUUUUCCAGUGUUCCUCUGGCAAGUUAUUCUUUUGGAAUCCUUUUGGUUUACGCACUGGGUUCACUGCUUCCCUGGCGAUACGUAGCAGGUCUAAGCACGAUACUUCCAAUUACAGCAUGUAUAGUGUUCUUCUGUCUGCCCGAGAGUCCAGUUUGGCUCAUCAGGCAUGGGCAAAUAGAAGAAGCUAAAAUAGCUCUCACUUGGUUAAGAGGAGGCAGCAAAAUCAAGGCAAAAGAAGAAACAGAGCAUCUCAUAGAUCGCCUGGAAGCGGAAUGCCAGAACCACAAGAAAACGACAUUCGCAACCCUCUUUCAGCCAGAAGUCUUGAAGCCGCUGAUCAUCAUCAACGUCUUCAACGUGAUGCAGAUCCUUUCUGGAACAUACCUCGUAGUUUUCUACGCCGUAGACAUCCUGAACCACGUUCAAGGAGGUGCUAGCUUGGACAACUUCCUCGCGGCAGUCCUGACAGCCGGAGUCCGCUUCAUAUUCUCGUUGAUGUCGAGUUUUCUUCUGGCCCUCGUAGGCAGGAGAUUCCUUGCGAUGACAUCUGGCCUAGGAACUGCGAUAUCAGCACUUUUCCUAGGCACUUUUCUCCACCAAAACUGCCAGGGGUUGGACUACAUUCCCGCCCUGUUCAUACUCAUAUACGUGGCGGCGAACACUUUGGGUUUUUUGACACUGCCCGGAGUUUUACUCGGAGAGCUGUUCCCCGCCAAAGUUCGGGGACUGGCGGGCGGAAUAACGUUCAUGCUAUUCAAUUUCAUGCUGUUCGCGGUCGCGAAGGUUUUUCCCUUCGUGAAAAACUCGGUAGGGAUUUCGGGAGUUUUCUGGAUUUUCGGGCUGACGUCUCUCGUGGCCAGUUUGUUUCUGUUUUUAACGCUGCCCGAAACGAAAUCGAGAAGUUUGAGCGAGAUUGAAGACUAUUUCCAACAGAAGGGUUUUUUGUGGGUGAGGAAGGACAAGUGGGAGGAGAAAAAAGGGCGGAAUAGGGAGACUGAAAAAUUUACUUCGUAAUGUAGAGUUAAGACUGUUGUAUUUAUUUAGAUCGUAGGUAUUUAUGGUG